GGCAAACGUUCUGCGAAAGUAAAACUGAUAGCUUUUGGUUAUUCCUUUCUAGUACCUACUGGUUAUACUCGGAAUCUCUGUGGUCGUUUACCCAAUUAUCAUUUAUUUUUUAUUGAAAGGUAACAAAGACAAGAAAAGUAAUUUUGCCUUUACAAAAUCUUAGUUUUGCCCUCGAAAAACAUUUCAAAGCCCGUACAAAAAUUUAAAAAAUAUGUUUUUCAUAGGUUUCUUGAUAUGCUCUACAAUCUGGACAGAUCAGAAAAUUUUUUGGAAAAGAAAAGUUUUUGACCUAGAAAACUGGUUUUCCAAAAACCGGGUCUCCAGAGGCCUAGCAGCCCAAAUGCUUGUCAUAGUCGGAUUCAGCAUGUUUGAUUACCUAUUGUCCACUAGCUUAGAGCUCAAAAGCGAGUUCACAGUUGGGGACCUUUCCUCGUAAGUUCAAACUGUUUCUAGAUGAGAAUAAAGUGAACGCAUACACAUACGUAAUUUUCACACGCAUCUCUAAUCCUAUUAUAUUAGUCCUAUUAUAUUUCCUAUUAUAUCUCUCACAAACAGCUCAUUUAACAAGAAGGAAAGAAUAGUAUAUAAAUUCGGUUUGACUGCUACACUAACCAAGUUCACAUCUCAAUCGAAAAAUGAGUACACUAACGCAAAUUGCUCUUCAAGUUGGUCGUAUAGUUUCUCCGAUCAUCAUCGUCUUUGGUCUGCUAGGAAGUUGUUUAAAUCUAUUAAUUUUUUCUUUAAAAUCUCUACGUUCUUACUCUUGUACAUGGUAUUUACGUGUAUCAUCAAUUGGUAAUCUGUGUGCUAUCGUCUUUGCAGUUCUGCCAUCAUUUCUGUACAAUAGUUUUCAACUGGAUUAUCGGUCUACGUCAUCUCUCAACUGCGAACUGCAUCAAUAUCUAAGUUAUACAGCAGCAAGUUUUUCAAGUUAUUUCUUUGUUUUGGCUUGCGCAGAUCGGUAUCUGUCAUCCUCACGGAAUGCCAGUCUACGAAAAUGGGCAACAUUGAAGGUUGCUGUUUACGUUAUACCAGCGAUGUCAGUGAUCUGCUGUCUGCUCUACAUUCACAUUCCAAUUUCAUUCGAAUUACCGCGAACGCAAAUCGGUGUCAGUUGCCAAAUCAAUGGAAGUGGAUGGUAUGCACGAUUCUUUCGUAUUUAUGUGGUGGUCUUCUACACGUUUUUACCACGUGGGUUAAUGACUGUUUUUGGUUUGAUGACAGUGACAAAUGUUACACAGCAGCGAAGAAGAACAGGAGCAAACGGUAUUUAACUGACGACGAUUUUUCCCAGAUUCAAAACUCUAGUCGGAAAAGUGCUAAGCAGUGUGGACUUGCAACAGAAGCAUAAAACGUUGAGACCUGCGAAAACAAAAUCUGCCACUAAAAAACACAACACUUCAUACAAAGCUCCGUAAAAGAAGCGAGUCAGAGCUUUUUCCACGGCAAGAGGUUAUGGUUCGCCACUUCAAGGGCGAUUUCUUCGACUCGACCUAUAUUUGGUGUGCAUCAAAAUGUUUAAUAGCCUACACGCAAAAGUUUAGAAACGAGACAGUAGACGCAAAAAGACUGCUGAAAAAAGGAAAGCUGUUGCAUCAUUAUUAUCUCUUUCACACAAGAAAGAACUUCUUUUGUAGUCUUUGAUUUCUGCUUUUAGAUGCCUCUUUUCAUCAUACGAAAGUAACAGACAUGGCACCACAUUCUCCUGCAGCAGAACCAGCUAAAAGGCUACACAAUAAAACGACACAAUUACAUCAUCAUCAUCAUCGCGAUCGUCAAAUGUUGAAAAUAAUUAUAAUCCAAAUAUUUACAAAUAUAUUUUUCUCUCUUCCCUACACCGGAUAUUCGAUUUAUCAAGUUCAGAAACUCACACAGGGAAAUACAGAAGUUGAACAGCUCCUGUUACGUUUAUUUCUGUAUUUAUUCUAUUUUAAUCAUGCAACACCAUUCUAUACAAAUACGCUGACAUCGAAAAUAUUUCGGAGUGAAUUAGUGAAAUUAUUUCUGAAAUUAAAACACAGACUAAAUUUAGGUUAG
Didymodactylos carnosus is the source of this 2037-nucleotide messenger RNA. The record is from the annotation of a GenBank genome assembly. Lineage: Eukaryota; Metazoa; Rotifera; Eurotatoria; Philodinida; Philodinidae.